GCUAAGCGCUCAAAAACUUAAUUGGUAUACCACCACAGAAGUCGUAUUUCAAGUACCUAGGGAUUGUUGAAGCCAUGUCUAACUUUUGGUUUAAUGAUGGAAAUCAGAGCAGUGGUAUUCCAAAAGAAGAUGCGUUCUUGAAUAAUAUUUUUGACCAGGCCGCUCAGUCAAAUAAUCAAUCUAAUCAACAGGUACCGCAUAAUAAUCAAUCAAUGGAUACCGAAAUGCUUUCAAACCCUCAACAGACUCUCAACCAACAAGGGUUUCCUUCGCAGCAACAAGCGCCAUCAACACAACAACAACAGCAGAAAAGCUUAGAUAAGUCGAAACAAGAACAACUUCUUCAGAUGAGACAACAAAUAAUGCAACAACAAAUGCUUCAUGCAAAGCAGCAGAAACAACAACAGGAACAACAGCAGUUUUCUCCAAGCAACAUUCCCAUGUCAGCAUCACCCCAGCCAUCUAAUGCCCCAACUCCUCAACAAAUGAUGAAUAUGAAUCAAGGUGGAAGAGGUCAAGGCAAUUCUCAAGUAAACCUGGUGUAUGCUCCUAGUCCGGUAAACAAUAUGAACUCUCCUAGUAUGGCGUCAUCAACCACUCCUCAAUAUAAUCAUCUGGUUGGAACUCCUCAAAUCCCACAAAAUUUAUCAAGACCCCAACUGCAACCAUCAAAUCCUCAACAAAACCCGAAACCAAUGCAAGGUCCGGCUCAACACCAGGCCCAGCAAGCACAACAGCAACUAGUCAGUAAGCUCAGUCCACAACAAUUACAGCAGCUCCAAUACGAAUUAUUCAUAGCUACCCUCAAUGACUUCAUGAAUAGCCGUAAUACGCCAAUAACUCAACAACCGAUUGUGAAUGGUAAAAAAGUUAACCUUCUACUUUUACAUUUGUUAUCCCAAAAACUUGGUGGGGGUCAACAGCUAAUGAAAGCACUUCAAAACAUACAACCUCAACAAGGUAAUUCUUGGACUGCUAUUUGUCAAAGAUUAGGUUUUUUCGAAGGUAUAAAUGUACAACAAGAUUUUAACUCGAGAAUUCAAAUCGAAAAGGAAACUGCAAAUGUCUAUAUACAAUACGUGCUUCCUUAUGAGCAAUAUGGUCAAACUCCAAAUGGUGCAAGAGAUUUACAAACGAAAAGAAUGAUGUACCAAAAGAAAAUAUUUUUAAAACUUCAACAGCUGCAAUUGCAACAACAACCACAGCAGCAACAAAAUGCUCCUAAUCAACUACAACAGCAAAUGCAAAAUCCACCAUCAAGACAUAUAUCUCAAAGCAACAUGUCACCGCCAGCCAACAUUAACUCACCCGGAAUAAACAACGUCCCUACUCCAGGUGCUGGAAUGAUACAUCAGAGCCCAAUUCCAAGUUCAGCUCCUACUCCCCAACAAAGAAAGCUUUCUCAUGUUAGUAAUCCAUCGGCUCACAAUUCACCUGCUGUCUCUCAGUCGCCGUACAUGGCUCAACAAACAAUUUCAAGAAGCGGAAGUGUAGUUCAACAGCAUACUCCUCAACAACAUUCCCAACCACCACCUCAAACUCAAACUCAGCAAACCAUGCAAAAACCCACGAAGCCUAAACCACAAAGAACACCAAAUGAUCAAACUUCCGAAUCACCUCAACUUGAUAAACCAGAUAAGGAACUAGAAUUCAAUAUUAUUAAAAAUUAUGUACCUCUCCGUAAGUUAGUGGAGACUCAUGAUGGGUUUGAUAUCAAAGCCUUAUCAAGUUUAGCUAGUGAAAUUGAAUUAACCAAACCAGUUUAUUUAUUUGCUCCUGAGUUGGGUUCCAUCAAUGUGCAUGCUUUAACUAUGGCGUUGAAAAAUUAUACUGUACCAAAUAGUGGUGAAAUAAUGAGUGCUUUAAAUACCUUGUUAGUGACUACUUCUGACUCCAGUUUCUCUUUUAAAGUUACGGAUUGUCUAGAACUUUUAGAUUCAUUGGCUCUGCUUGGUUUGAAAGUUUUAGAUCAUAUUAUUGGCAAAAAGUCUAAACAUGCUUCUGUUUAUGAAGAUGCUAGUAAAUUAAGUGAAAAUAAUCCUAUAGAUGAUGUAUUUAAAAAAUAUACUGGGAAUCAGCAAAUGUUUGGUGAAGACGUUACAUAUGUUGUGGAUUCGUUAUCAGCUGAAGUUAUUGAGGAUGAAGACUCAGACUUAGAUUUGGACGAAGUUUUCUCUUAUGAAGAAGAAAAUGACACUCCAUUGUCGAAUAUCGAGGAAGAACCAAAGUUAGAAAGAUUUGGUAUUACCGAUUAUAAUACUACAAUACUUAAGUUCAAAGAAGAGAAUAAAUAUCAUUUCAGCAAACUCCAAACCAAGAGUGCUGUUGAUGAGCAAGUAAUGUUAGUUGAUCAAUUAAUAACUAUUACCAUGAUUUUGAGAAAUCUUUCAUUUGCUGAGGAUAGCAAAGCUGUUAUGGCCAACGAUUCAUUAUUCAAAGAUUUAUUAUUUACAUGUGUUAAGUACAUUGCCAGUUAUCCUGAUAAAUUUAAAUUUUACAGAAAAAGGUUAUGCAUCUUAAAAGAUUGUUUAUUGAUGUUAGAUAAUAUUGCAUUUUUAAUGGAAUUGAGGACUUUAGAAGAAGCAUUUUUAUCAUUCAUUUUAAUUAGUGCAUUUGGACCCAAGUUAAAUGAAAAUGAAAAGGAAGAAUCUGGAUUUAAAAUCCCUUAUGCUAAUUUAGAUAUGUUUUCUUAUUUACCCUUUGGUAUUGAUGCAUUUACUAAAUUAUUAGUACGUGAACCUAGAAAUAAAACAUUAAUGCAAGCGGUUCUUAGUGGUAGUUUAGCAGCAUCAUCAUCAAAUAGUUUCCCAUCAGUCAUUUCAAUCAAUAUUAGCGCUCAAGAUCAACAAGAAACCAAAAAAUUAAUGGACGCUUAUUUCGGUGAUGAUAAUUCUACAAAAGAAGCUAAGCUUUUAACUAGAUCAUUUAAAUUAUUAAUGAGUGUGAUACCAUUUGAUUCUAACAGUUUUGAAUUUGCCAAAUUCACUUUUAUAAGAGCUCCAACUUUAUCCCAGGCAUUAUUUGGUGUUAAAUUAUUAAUUGAUUUAAUUCCUUAUGAUGAAAAUUCCCCAUUGAAUGAUGUUUUAGUUGAAUGGUUACUUGCAAAUAAAGAUAUUUUACUUUCAAACUUUGCCAGAAUUUCACUUUCUUUAGUUACUGAAGCUUCAAAAUAUGGUCUUCAUUCUAACGAAAGUAAGAUCUUGUCUUUAGUAAUUUUGAAAGCUCUAAUUGUUGUUAAUUCCUUAGUUGGUAAUGCCUUAUUGUAUUAUAGAAAUACCCCAUCGUCUCCUUUGAAAGAUGAGCUUUCCAAAUUAACCGAUGCUUAUAGGGUAUUGCCCGACGAAACAUCAACCUUGGAUAGUUUUAUCGCCCCAAAUGUCGACGUGGAUGUCAGUCAAGAACUUUUACGUUUACUCAGAUUGUUAAAAUCUUUUUAAUACAAAUCUAACUUUCACUUCUUUAUUUUAAAUAAACCAAAACAAAAAAGAUAAAAAAACAAAAAUUGAAAACAUCAAUAUGAAUAAUUUUUUUUUGUAUAAUUACAUUUAAUAUAGAUAUAAAC
This is a messenger RNA of Hyphopichia burtonii NRRL Y-1933, 3562 nucleotides long. It is a transcript of the gene SWI1, whose product is annotated as Swi1p. The record is from RefSeq and is a predicted model, not a curated record. The transcript has a single exon. Bases 75 to 3437 code for a protein of 1120 amino acids. Gene Ontology annotation, biological process: regulation of transcription by RNA polymerase II. Gene Ontology annotation, cellular component: SWI/SNF complex; nucleus. NCBI's taxonomy places the organism in Eukaryota, Fungi, Ascomycota, Pichiomycetes, Serinales, Debaryomycetaceae. Gene Ontology annotation, molecular function: transcription cis-regulatory region binding.